Molecule: messenger RNA, 201 nt
Organism: Pleurotus ostreatus (oyster mushroom)
Lineage: Eukaryota; Fungi; Basidiomycota; Agaricomycetes; Agaricales; Pleurotaceae
Exons: 1
Coding region: 1-201 (66 amino acids)
Source: RefSeq, a predicted model, not a curated record
AUGCCGCCUUUCCCGACGGACUGGAGGGACCCGUCAGCGGUGUACCCUCCUGGCCCGGCCGCGCCUAUGUAUGAAAUACAGCAGCCCUGGCAAGACCCAAUGCGCCAAGUAUUACCGCAAGCUUGGGCGGACCCCGAGCGGUCAGAUACCGGGAAGAUUGAGUAUACGGUCGUGGGCACCCGCAGGCCGAAGCCUCAUUGA